Messenger RNA from Rangifer tarandus platyrhynchus (Svalbard reindeer), 450 nucleotides. The record is from the annotation of a GenBank genome assembly. NCBI's taxonomy places the organism in Eukaryota, Metazoa, Chordata, Mammalia, Artiodactyla, Cervidae.
AUGGGACGCCGGCGCACGACUAAGUGUCGAUGGACUCAACCAAUGAGCAUGCGAGUUAGGCGAUACGGGCCCGCCCACCUCGGCCAUAUAAGCGGUCUGCUGGUCGCUCACGACGAAAGCAGGUGGUUCCGAUUAUGGUCUGGGCUGUGGCCGGUGCCCACGAACGGGGUCCGCGGCGUCCUCGCCGGGAGGGUACAGCUGGAUCUGCUAUGGGGGUCAGAAGCAGGUCAGGGCGAGCAGCCGAUGGAGACGAUGCGCCCAGCCGAGAACAGGCACGGGGCCGCCGGAGAACCUUCCAAGAGCGAGCAGGGCGCGGGGCUCCCUCAUGCAGCUGCCGCCUCCCUGGUGCCACACUGGAAGUCCCGGAAGAUCAGGGCCGUGUCCAUCAAUGGGGCUUUCCGUCUCUUCCUGCUGCCGGCACAUAGAAGACACCCAAGAAAUCGUUGUUGA